Messenger RNA from Arachis ipaensis, 842 nucleotides. RefSeq lists its product as uncharacterized. Gene Ontology annotation, molecular function: sequence-specific DNA binding; DNA-binding transcription factor activity. Gene Ontology annotation, cellular component: nucleus. Lineage: Eukaryota; Viridiplantae; Streptophyta; Magnoliopsida; Fabales; Fabaceae. The record is from RefSeq and is a predicted model, not a curated record. Gene Ontology annotation, biological process: regulation of secondary shoot formation.
AUACACUCCCUUUCUACAUUGAUCCACAUAACAACAAUGAUUUUGCAACCACGCUUCUUCACCAUCAUGAUCCAUCAUCACUACUUGUUUCUCCCUUUAUACCUUCAAGUGAAGUGCCAUUCCCGUCAUCAGCAGAAGAAGCUGUUGUUGUUGCAGCAAUGCUUGAUCAAGAUGCUGCAGCAAGCUAUGGCGGGGGCGGAGGACUAAUCUACGGUGGUGGAGGUGUUCCCAAUUUGCUGACUCAGAAACCGUUAGGAAGCAGCAUAGGUACGAAGAAAGAUAGGCACAGCAAGAUUCACACAUCUCAGGGGUUGAGGGACAGAAGGGUGAGGCUUUCAAGCGAAAUAGCGCGCAAGUUCUUUGAUCUUCAGGACAUGCUGGAGUUCGACAAGCCCAGCAACACGCUCGAAUGGCUCUUCACCAAGUCUGAGAAUGCAAUCAAGGAGCUUGCAAGAAGCAAACAUAGCUGCAGCUUCAGCUCCGGCGGCGAGAAAUGCUCCUGUUGUGAAGGUAGUGAUCAAGCAGCUGGGGUGGUGGUGGUGCACUCAAGCGAGAAAUCAUCUAUGGCGGGAAGCAGUGAUUCUUGUUCCAAAGGGAGGAACAAGUUGAAGUGGACACAGAGAGAAGAUGUUUGUGUUCAGACAAAGAAGGAGUCAAGGGAUAAAGCAAGGGCAAGAGCAAGAGAAAGAACUUGUUACAAAAUGAACAACAACAACAACAACAACAACAAUGGAAGAUUAAUGGUGCAAGAUUUGGAAGACAGAACCCCUGCACUGCAACAAUUUGAGCCUUGUGGAAGAUGGUCUAAUAACCCUCAUCAGAUUCUUCAACAACAACCUUAC